This is a messenger RNA of Aegilops tauschii subsp. strangulata, 994 nucleotides long. Its product is annotated as eukaryotic translation initiation factor 5A-4. Gene Ontology annotation, molecular function: translation elongation factor activity; ribosome binding; RNA binding. Lineage: Eukaryota; Viridiplantae; Streptophyta; Magnoliopsida; Poales; Poaceae. Gene Ontology annotation, biological process: positive regulation of translational elongation; positive regulation of translational termination. The record is from RefSeq and is a predicted model, not a curated record.
AGCUUAAUUCCCUGAUACUUGCAGGGCUAUUGUGCAUAAGAUUCCGAAAACCAAUAUAUCCAGUUCGCUACCUUUCGUUGUGCCCUCGCCGUCGCAGCCGCCGCCCAACCGUCGCGCCCGCGAACUCCUCACGAGAGAAUUUUUGGGUCCUGAUCCGAGGAGAGGAGAUGUCGGACAGCGAAGAGCACCAGUUCGAGUCGAAGGCAGACGCCGGCGCUUCCAAGACCUACCCGCAGCAGGCCGGCACCAUUCGCAAGAACGGCUACAUCGUCAUCAAGAACCGCCCCUGCAAGGUGAUACUGGAUGUUCCCUUGAAAUGUCUACCUUGUAGGGUUGUGGAGGUUUCAACAUCUAAAACCGGGAAGCAUGGUCAUGCUAAGUGCCACUUUGUUGCUAUUGAUAUCUUCACCGGCAAGAAACUUGAAGAUAUUGUGCCAUCUUCUCACAACUGUGAUGUUCCUCAUGUGAAUCGCACAGAAUACCAGCUCAUUGAUAUAUCUGAGGAUGGAUUUGUGAGUCUGCUGACUGAUAAUGGUAACACCAAAGAUGACCUCAAGCUCCCAACUGAUGAAACCCUCCUUGGCCAGAUCAAGGAUGGGUUUGCUGAAGGGAAGGACCUGGUGGUGUCUGUCAUGUCCGCCAUGGGAGAGGAGCAGAUUAAUGCGCUCAAGGACAUAUCGGCCACAAGUAAUCUGCCCUGUUAGCCAUGGGAUGCACUAUUUUCUCGGGUGUGCUUCAUUUUUUUUUUUUUUUUGAGUGUGGUUCAUUUGUGUCUGCCGGUUAAGAUGGAUUUGGGUGUCACAGCCAUUGAGGAAUUUUACCUUUUUGCAGAACUAAGUUGUCAGUGUUUUUUUUUUGAAACGGAGGCAAAAGUUUUGCCUCAUCCAUUAAUUAAGAUAGAAAGUUGUCAGUGUUUGGUCGAUUUGUAGUCCUAAAUUCAUGGGUGAUUGUAUCCUAAAACGUCGCCCCGGGGUUUAUUGACCCCUCUUGACUA